Messenger RNA from Venustampulla echinocandica, 468 nucleotides. RefSeq lists its product as uncharacterized. Lineage: Eukaryota; Fungi; Ascomycota; Leotiomycetes; Helotiales; Pleuroascaceae. The transcript has a single exon. Bases 1 to 468 code for a protein of 155 amino acids. The record is from RefSeq and is a predicted model, not a curated record.
AUGUAUCCCAUUUACUCUCUUGGUGACACGAUCAACAGCUUCUUCGAAUCCCAGUCAACCGUGACGCGGCGACAAUGCGAUGAUCUUGCUGCCUCUCUCGUUGGUGAACCUGUCAAUACGGCGCCAAUCCAGGGUGCAUUUAUCUAUACUGUAAUAGCAGGACUCGAACAAUCUAAGAUCGUUCAAUUUCGAGCUCAACGCUCUGUCCUGGAUAUGGAAACCUUAAACCUAGCUCGAGCAAUUUAUGGACGAUUUGUCGCGGCCUGUACUUAUCACGGGAAUAUUGGCCAAUCGUUACCACUUUCUGUAUACGUGAUCGAAAACCUUCCCGGAACUACCUACGUUCAAGCGCGGUGUAUAAACGGUCACUCCGUUAAACCGUCAUUAGAGGCCCAGUCACCACAGUUUAACAUUGUAGUAGGUUUUGCGAGGUACAUCGAGCUAGGUGCUACUUUCAUGCUAGACUAA